Saccostrea cuccullata (small rock oyster) is the source of this 762-nucleotide messenger RNA. RefSeq names its product craniofacial development protein 2-like. The transcript has a single exon. Gene Ontology annotation, cellular component: nucleus. Gene Ontology annotation, biological process: chromatin remodeling. The record is from RefSeq and is a predicted model, not a curated record. Lineage: Eukaryota; Metazoa; Mollusca; Bivalvia; Ostreida; Ostreidae. Bases 1 to 762 code for a protein of 253 amino acids.
AUGAUCAGCCAGCAGGCAAUGAAGUCACUCAAGGAAUGGACACCUGUCAGUAAGAGAAUCAUGACAGCACGAUUCUAUUCAAGAUGCAGGAGAGUGUCAGUGAUCCAAGCAUAUGCGCCAAAUAAUGAAGAGGAGGAGAAAGACAAAUUCUAUCAGGAGUUACAAGAGACCCUGGAUGGAUGUAAUAAGAACGAAAUCAUUAUUAUCAUGGGGGAUCUCAACGCCAAGGUAGGGGGGCGGAGUGAAAUAAUGGAUAUGAAAGAACUAUGGGUAUCCAUGGACUGGGAACACAGAAUGAAAAUGGAGAAAGACUGUGAAUUUAGUCAGACCAACGGACUAGUAAUCACAGGAACACUAUUUCCCCACAAAGAUAUACACAAAGCAACAUGGGUGUCUGCUACUGGAACAGCGAGAAACCCGAUUGACCAUCUUCUCAUCAGUGGACAGUGGAGAUCUUCUGUUCUUGACACCAAGGUGCAGAGGGGAGCGAAUGCCAACAACAACCACUACCUGGUGAAGACUCGAAUCAGGCUACGGCUCAGCACACACAAGAAUAAGAACAAGUUAAAGCCAAGAUUGGAUGUAGAAGUAAGAACGCCUCAAAAACAACGAAGUAAAAGCAAAGUUCAAUUUCCGUGGGAGAAAGGGGUUAGAAGAGCACAUGGAAAAGACGGAAGAUAUCGAGAAAAUCUGGGAACAGCAGAAGAUGGCAUAUGUGAAUGCAGCAGAGGAAGUACUUGGCUACAGGAAAGGCAAAAGUAA